UCGUAACGGAGGUUGCGACUGACGCAACUGAAUCAACGCUUGGAGUUGUUAGGAGGAACAGUCUAGAACAGCGUUGGCUGAAAUAGCAAAUAAACAUGCCUCGAGUCUACAUUGGACGUCUAAGUUAUCACGUCCGCGAAAAGGACAUUCAGCGAUUUUUCAGCGGAUAUGGAAAACUAAUGGAAAUCGACUUGAAAAAUGGGUAUGGAUUCGUGGAGUUUGAAGACAACCGGGAUGCCGACGAUGCCGUGUAUGAGCUGAACGGAAAGGAUUUGUGCGGAGAGCGAGUGAUCGUUGAGCAUGCUCGGGGCCCACGGCGAGACCGAGAUAGCUACGGAGGGGGUUACUGGGGCGGAGGGCGCAGUAGUGGUUACAGCAGCAGCAGCAGCAGCAGGAGCCGCUCUGGAAGGGACAAGUAUGGACCUCCAGUCCGUACAGAGUACCGCCUCAUUGUGGAAAACCUGUCGAGCCGCUGCAGCUGGCAGGACCUCAAGGACUUCAUGCGUCAGGCAGGCGAGGUGACGUAUGCCGACGCCCACAAGGAGCGGACCAACGAAGGGGUGAUAGAGUUCCGGACUCACUCUGACAUGAAACGGGCCAUAGACAAGUUAGACGGCACAGACAUCAACGGGCGAAAGAUUCGAUUGGUGGAGGACAAACCCCGCAAACGAAGGUCUUACUCUGGCAGCCGCUCCAGAUCUCGAAGUCGCCGCCGCUCCCGCAGCAGAAGCCACAGGAGCUCCAGGAGUCGCUCCAGAUCUCACUCCAGGUCUCGUUCCCGUAGCAACAAGAGAAGGCAUCAUUCUCGCUCGAGGUCUGAGAGGAAGUCUCGUUCCAAGUCGGGAGAACGGAAAUCACGCUCUCGCACCAAUAGAUCUCGUUCUGGGUCCCACAAGUCCAAAUCUCGCUCGCGCUCACAGAAAUCUCGUUCCCGUUCAGCCGACCGAAAAUCAAAGUCCCGCUCCAAGAGCCGCUCUAAGGUCAAGUCGGAGCGGGAUUCUCGUAGCAGAUCCAAGGAGAUGGAUGUUGGUGCUCGUGAAGACAACAACAAGAAGUCCCGCAGCCGUUCAGCUUCCCCUGUAGAGAACGGGAAAGAGGAGCGCACCACCAAAUCAGCGUCCCGCUCCCCGUCCCCACAGGAAGACGAACGCCGAUCUAAAUCCAGAGAGAAGCGCUCAGUGUCCCGCUCAGUCUCCCGCUCAAGGUCUCGUUCACGAUCUAGAUCAGCCUCUCAAGAUUAGAUGUGGAAAAUGUUUUCCCCCUCUUUUUUUUUUUUCCUUUUUUUGUGUUUUAUUAUAAUGCUGUAAAUAACGAGCAGUGUCACAGGCUUCUGCUUCCUUACCUUUUCUCUUCAGAGUGUGCUGUUUUGACAUGCCAUCAAUAAAUGCACAUUGUCAGGGCUGUUUUUGGAAACCUGCCUAUGUAAAAGAGGAUUUCUGAUCCUAAGUUUUGAGUAGUCUUCCGCUUGACUCAUUUUCUAGCCCACAGAUAAUUUUUAUUAUUAUUAUUUUAAGUCUGUUUUCAAUAGUCUUUUCUGGCUUUGUACGAACAACGUUAAUAUUCUUUGGUCACUGUUACCAGUAAAUUUGCCGUUUUCUUACUUUCCCCAGAUUAUAUGAGGACUUUUUUUUGUUUUAAGUUUUAUGAAGUGCACAGUUAUGAGUGAAUUGUUGAUACUGAUGCAGUUUUUUUUUUUCUUUUAUGGGCCUUUACAUUUUUUUUUUUUUUUUUUUGCGGGAGGACAGAAGAGCGUGUACUAUUAAACUUACUAAUUGCAUUGUGAAAAGUUUGUUGUACUUUUGAACAACUUGCGUUGUAGUUGGGUUAUCUUUUUUGAAAAAAUAAAAUUGUUCAUAAGCUGUGCUUGGAUGCAUUUCCCCUAAAUUCUUAGAGAUAUUGAGGCAAUGGUUAAAUUGAGAGAGAGUAGACAAUAAUGCUGAUAUACUUUCCUGACAAUAGCUGCUUCGGUUACUGCCCUAUUAUUCAGGUUAAUUUUUUUUACGCUUGUUCCUUUCUUUCCCCCCUGGUUUGAGGUGUGAUUCAGGUUAAAACAAUUGAAUUCAGAUAUUGUGCAUUUUUGUUGGUGUCGAAAUGACGAGCUGAAUUCAGCAUCGGCAUUUUUGUCCCAACAAUUUUAUUUCCCCCCUCAAUGACUAAAUGAAAUGUUUUUUAAAUUGUAUGUUCAAUUAAAGAUCUUAAAAAGAA
Messenger RNA from Poecilia reticulata (guppy), 2205 nucleotides. RefSeq lists its product as uncharacterized. Lineage: Eukaryota; Metazoa; Chordata; Actinopteri; Cyprinodontiformes; Poeciliidae. Gene Ontology annotation, molecular function: mRNA binding. Gene Ontology annotation, cellular component: nucleus; cytoplasm. The record is from RefSeq and is a predicted model, not a curated record.